Messenger RNA from Penaeus monodon (black tiger shrimp), 1658 nucleotides. Its product is annotated as ETS homologous factor-like. Gene Ontology annotation, cellular component: nucleus. Gene Ontology annotation, molecular function: DNA-binding transcription factor activity, RNA polymerase II-specific; sequence-specific DNA binding. The transcript is spliced from 6 exons. Bases 430 to 1557 code for a protein of 375 amino acids. Gene Ontology annotation, biological process: cell differentiation; regulation of transcription by RNA polymerase II. NCBI's taxonomy places the organism in Eukaryota, Metazoa, Arthropoda, Malacostraca, Decapoda, Penaeidae. The record is from RefSeq and is a predicted model, not a curated record.
AGGUGCAAGGUACCUUACCGAGAAACUGCAUUUACGUCACAGGUGAGCGGCGGGUGUUCCCCGGGAAGAAUACGGGAGUCUUAGGGAGAGAGUUUUAGUCAGCCGAAGACCAUUCCACCAUGCACUCGAGACGCGGAAGAUUUUGGUUCGCUUGACGUCAGCGGGCUCCCCUCCUUAUUACCUGGGGCUGGUUUAAAACUCAGGUCUGUCUGGAAGCGAAGCUCACUCCCAUCAGCUGUGCCUUGCGACGCGCUCACUCGCUUUGCUCGAGCUUUUCGGGUUCUGUUGAAGUAUUUUUUUUUUUAAUUCUAGUUAUCGUUUUUUUCUCUGUGGGCGGGAGAAGAGAUCGUUCAGAGGUAGUGAACAGACUUAAAGAAUCUCAUCCCCGGCGAGACGAGACGCUGGCGCCAUCUUUAUCCACAAUCUUUGAUGCACAGUCGACAAAUGGAGCCAAGUUUUGACAGCUUAGAAUCCUCUCUCAGCUUCGAAGACUCGCUCCUACACUCAAGCAACAUAGACAGCCUCUACCAUACGUACCUAGGCAGCAUGGACACUUUCCCUGCAGCAUAUGGUGGCAGUGACAACUAUUCCACAGGACAGCUGAACCUCCAGUGCCAAAGCCUACACGACAGAGCAGCCAGACAGCGUGGCGCACACCUGGAAACGUUUCAGAAUGUCAGCGUCAGCGACUGGCGGGGAGAGGAGUGCGCCGCCUGGGCCUCUAGCGUGUGUCGCCGCCGGGGCCUCGACCAGAACGCCGUGGAUCUCUGCUCCUUCAGGACGCUCAGCGGGCCCCUUAUGCUUCAGUUUUCCCUGCAGGACUUUUGCACACUUGUAGGCGACGACGUUGGGAGACUAUUUUACAAGGACCUUCGAGCUCAAGUGAAGAGACAAGGAGCGGAUUACCUGGAGGACCCAGGCGAAGGAAACUCCUCCAUCUUCAGCGCGGACUCGAACGCAGCCCAAGACGACGACUCGUGGACGUACACGAAGGACGACUUCCAGGCCCUCGACAAGUACAUUCUCGAAGACACGUGGGACCCCCAGUCGGAUAGCCUGCAGGACCUUGAUCUACAGGAACAAUUCGUGCCGAUCAAAUAUGAUGAGUAUCCGGCUCAGCCUCAGCAACCACACAUGCCCCAAGGUCACCACAACGAGCCGCUGACCUUGCAAAGUGACCCAGCCUCCUCGUACCCGUCAACAGCUGACUCAGACGUUUUCAAAAAGAUUCCAACAAAUACACGUAGACGAGAACGAGGCCCCAAAAGCUGGGAGUUCCUGGUCCGCCUCCUAGCUGACCCUCGAACCAAUCCCUCGGUGAUUCGCUGGGAAGACGAAGCUGACGCGACCUUCCGACUCACGCAGCCAGACUCGAUCGCCAGGAUGUGGGGGACCAGGUCAGGGAAGCCCAGCCUCUCGUAUGUGAACUUCGCGAGGGGUCUGAGGUACCACUACAACACCGGUGCUCUGGAGGCCGUGUCAGAGAGGCAGCUCGUGUACCGCUGCGGACCUAAAGCACUGCAAUAUCUCAAGCAACUCAAGCAAGAAGGCAUGUGAGGUGUUCGUCUCGUCUCCUGCUUUUGAAGGAACUGCUGUCGGGUCUCCAUUCUCGAAGUAGUGGAGGCAGUGUGUUUGAUUUUUUUUCUGGGCAUUUUUUU